Ictalurus punctatus (channel catfish) is the source of this 3743-nucleotide messenger RNA. Its product is annotated as receptor-type tyrosine-protein phosphatase beta. Gene Ontology annotation, molecular function: protein tyrosine phosphatase activity. Gene Ontology annotation, biological process: protein dephosphorylation. Lineage: Eukaryota; Metazoa; Chordata; Actinopteri; Siluriformes; Ictaluridae. Bases 813 to 2036 code for a protein of 407 amino acids. The record is from RefSeq and is a predicted model, not a curated record. The transcript is spliced from 13 exons.
AGAGAGAGAGAGAGAGAGAGAGAGAGAUUCUCAAACAGGAUAAACCGGUAUGUGGUAAGUCUUACUCAGAUGUACUCCAAAUCGUUGCGUACACACGCUCCAUAUGCAAACACAACUCUUUUUUUUUUUAUUUUUAAAUCUGACUGUUCAUUGAGAACAUUCACAUCAAGAACAUUCCCUGUUAGAGGAUCUCAAGUUACAUAGAAACUGCUUACAAAAAAAACCCCACUCUGAAUCAAAUCGGCUUAUAAUUUCUAACACACUGCAUUUGGCCUGUAGUGGCUGAGCCUCAUGACUUCAGGGGGAGAUUGUCCUCUGAACCAAGACCAUAAGACAACUUUGCAGCAUUUUGGCUUCAUCCUCAGGGCUUCAAGGAAGUGACACUUUAACAAUUUGCAUGCAAUCUGGCUGGACUCAAGAAAAAGUUAGUCAAAGAUGAGUGGAGAAGCCUUUGUUUGUAAUGACAGCUUCAAGACGCUUCCUGUAUGAAGAAAUUAAUCGGCUGCAGUAUUCAGGUGUGAUUUUGGCCCAUUCUUCUAAACAUAUUGUCUUUAAAUCUUGUUCAGUUGGAUUCCAGUCGGGUGAUGGACUGGGCCAUUCUAAUGCCUUGAUUUUUUUCUCUCUGCAACCAAUUGAGAGUUUCCUUUGCUGUAUGCUUUGGAUCGUUGUCCUGCUGGAAGUCCACCCACAUCUCAUCUUCAUCAUCCUGGUGGAUGGCAGCAGAUUUUUCUCAGGAAUCUUCUGAAAUCUUGUGAGGAGCUCCUGUGCGUUGCCGGUUGAUGACGGAGUGAUGUUGCUUCCACUUGCGGAUAAUGGCCACAAUGGUGCUUACUGGAAGAUUCAGAAGUUUUCCAUCAAUAUGUAUAGCAACAAUAAGGAUAAGAACAUAUCCAAGAGCACACAUUCUGCAGAAGUUCCAUGCACAUUGUCAGUCUCUUGCGGCCAACGGCAAUGCAGGAUAUCAAAGGGAAUUUGAGGAGCUGUGUGACAAUGCAAAGGAGUUCUCAUGCAGGGCUGGAGAGCUGGAUGCCAAUAAAAACAAAAACAGAUAUCCUUUCAUUUUACCCUAUGACCACUGCAGAGUUAAGCUGUCUUUAUUAGAGUCACAACCACACUCAGACUACAUCAAUGCCAGCUAUGUGCCUGGCGGCUGUACAGAACAUGACUUCAUCUGUACUCAGGCUCCUUUGCCAUCAACAAUGGCUGAUUUCUGGCGCAUGGUCUGGGAGCAAAAUGUGCAGGUUAUCAUCAUGAUGACAGCACUAAAAGAGAGUGACAAGGUGCUGUGUAAUCAGUACUGGCCUCCUGAGAGAGGCACUGGCUGUUAUGGGGCUCUGCAGGUCACCACCAUGUCCCGUCAUCAUGGUCCAUAUUGCUACAUCACCACCAUCCACCUACGACAGCAUGGCAGCCCUACAGAUAGACACAUAACGCAUUACUACUACCCUGGCUGGCCUGAUCAGGGUGUUCCAAAGGACCACACCUCUCUCAGCAACUUCACUGAGCAUGUGCGGAAGCUGCUGGAUGAUAUUCCACGCUUAGGCCCCACAGUCGUUCACUGCAGUGCAGGCAUAGGUCGCUCUGGAACAUUUGUAGCAAUACUGUGGUUGAUGCAACUCUGUGCAAGGGGGAUUCCGCCUGAUGUACAUCUCGCUGUCCGAGACCUGCGCAGACACAGAGUGUUGAUGGUGCAAAAUGUGGAGCAAUACAUACUUGUGCAUCAGUGUCUACUUCACUGGCUAGCUGGGAACACGGAGAGACCAAAGACCCGGAAUACUGUGGUGCAUUUCCAGGCAGCACAGCCACAAACAGACAGGCAAUCCAGAAGGGAACGGAAAAAGCAGAGGAGAAAUUCUGGCCAUACACACCGCCCUGAGUCCACUCACUCCUCUCUUCAAGUGUCACACACCCCCCAGCCUCAGCACACAGCAUGGCAAUCCCUACGGGAUUCCCUGCACGCUUUUAACCCUGGAAAACUCCUGCAGAGGAUAAUGCCUCCGUCUUCCCAACUCACCAACUCACAAACACAACUGUAGGGCAGAUACACACACACACACACACACACACACACACAGACACACACAGGUACUCACUAGCAAUGCAUACAGUGGUCUAUUGUUAGAGUAGUGUUCAAUAUGUAGCUGAGUUGCCGAUUUUGUCUCAGAACAUGUCAAAGAAACAUGACUCAUAUUUAGUGCUUAGCUAGGAUUUCAGUUUGUGUACAGUAACCAAAAUAAACAACAGCGGCUGUGUGACUUGUUUCACCUGAAACAAAUCAUGCUAAAUAGAUAGCUGUUAGCCAGAAAGCAGGAUAAACAAAAUAAGCUUCUGUAAUUGACACUUUUGUCAUAGUUUAGAUUUUACACCAUAAUGUAAAUAUAGUAAAAUUAAAUACAAAUUAUAAUAAAAAAUAGUGUCUUUUGUAAGAAUUGGACUUUCACAUUUUGUGUAAAACGGGGAACUUAAUAUCCUCUGAAACUUACUUGGAACCCAUUCUUUCCCUCAAGGGAAACACUUAGGGUUAUACACAGAGGGACAACGAAGGAACCCUUAAUGGUUCCACAUUUUCUACAAGUGUAGAUACACGAAAUAUUGGACAGGAAAUAUGCAUAGUUUUCAGAAGUAUUCACUCCUAUAACUCAAAACCACAACUGACAUGUGCUGCACAAUUACAGCUGCACAUUUUUGGAGACUCUGCCAUUUUUGCCCAUUCUUCUUGCCAAUAUUGCUUGUAAAGAAUCGGAUUUAGGUCUGGGCUUUAACUGAGCUAUUCUUAAAUAAUCAGGGAGUGUGCGUAGAUGUGAAGUAGAAUUAUUAACGCAACAAAAACUUCAUUUUCAGCCUCGACCAACAAUGUAAACUUGCGAGUCAAGGUGAAGUAGUGAGGAUCUUCCUAAUGUGAGGGUGCUAAAAACUGUACAGCUUGGAUAAACUUCCAGAAUUUGAAUUGCAACUUACAUGUAAUUACAUGCAUUAAUAAAAUUAACACCUGCUACAAUCACAUGUUAAAAUAAAUCUUUCCAAAAUGUUUAAAAUAGCAGUAAUAUUGUAUUUAAAUACUUUUAUAAUCAAGUGUCAAGUGUAAAUAUGUUUGUGUUUUGUGUAGCUACAAUUAACACUGGGAUGAUUUAUGGGAAAUGUUACAGGCCACAUGUCUAUUGUAUAUUUACCGUUGUUUUCUGCGAUUUUUAUGAAAUUAGAUGAAACAUUCUAGUUUGUUUUGCCUGAAUACCAGCUUAGCUUCACUGGUGUGGAAUUACACUAUGUCUAGUAAGCUUACAUUCUGUGUUAUCACAUAGUGUUUGUUUGCAAGAAAAGCAUGUUUUUGGAAUACAUGCAUAUUCUUUUUUAAGAGCAUGGGUUUAGUUUGACACAAAUUUAAGGAACUAAAAAAAUAUUAAUAAUAUACAUUAGAUUUAAAACAAUAUUAAAAACAAUAUGAACUCACCAUUAAUGACGACAAAAUAAAUCCAAUUCAAUCCAAAAUAAAUCUAUAAAUGAAGACAACAACAAAAAACUAGCCAUUUAAUUAGAACAAAAGACACCUUAUAAAAUGAGAGUUGAAUCUUUUUGUUUUCCACAUCUGCUACUAGGAAUAUUUCCAUGACUAACAUAUUAACACUAUACUGAAGGAUAGUAAGGAAUUUCACUGUUGUUUUUCUGUUCUAGUUGUAUACAUUUUUUAUCAUUCACUUAUUGCUGUUAUUAAAUGAAUAAAUAUUACAAUUUCAGUUACAUUUUCA